AUGGUUACUUUCACUACUUUGCCUCCAUGGAAGACUCAAGAACCAGAAUUUGAAUGCGUUGAUAUCUACAAACAACCUUCACUACAACAUCCUCGACUUAUAAAUCAUCAUAUCCAAAUGAGACCAAGCGAUGAAGUCUUAGCCAUGUUAUCGAUGGACUCAUCAAAAAACUUAUCAAACGAUAAAGCGGUUGCAGAAUUUGAUAUGCCAGAAGAAGGAUGUCCCGAAGGACAAGUACCAAUCCAUAAACCAAGAAACUCCAAUUACUCCAAGAAACGUUUCCACCUUAAUGGCUAUGGAACUAUUGGUCAACAUGCUGCGUUAAUUCAUAAAACAGAAGGCAACUCAUGGCGUGGAGCAUCAGCAUGGAUUAGUGUUUACCAGCCUAAAGUGACUAAGGACCAAUUAAGCAUGGCUUUGAUUUGGAUCAACAGCGAAUAUGAUGGCAUACGCAACACCAUCCAACUUGGUUGGGGGGUAAUUCCGCAAUUAUAUGGCGAUUAUCGUACAAGACUUACUACAUAUUGGAGUCCAGAUAACGAUGACGAAGGAUGCUACAAUAUGUUAUGUUCGGGUUUCGUUCAAAUCGACUCAACACUCUUUCUUGGUACCCCUUUUACCAACAUCUCUGAGGUGGGAGGCAAACAAUAUAACGCCUUUUUUUCAGUCAAUCAGGAUCCAAAAACAGGAAAUUGGAUUCUAACGUCCGGGAGAAUCUACAUAGGGUAUUGGCCAGGAGAACUUUUACCGUUUAUGGAUGAUGGAGCAGAAGAGGUUCGGUACGGUGGAUUCACGAAUGCAGAGUCCGAAAAUUUGCAACCGUUCGAUAUAGUUAGUCCGCCGAUGGGGAACGGGAAUAAACCACAAGAGGAAGAAGUGGAUCUAAAGUAUAAUUGUUACAUGCAUCAUGUGCAAUAUGUAACACAGGAUUAUAAAAAUGUUGAGAUUGAUUCUAAUAAAGUCGCCGAGGACGCGGACGCUGGUAAAUGUUACGAUGUAAUUUAUCUUGAUAACUUUGGCUCAAUGCGGCAAACUUUUAUUUUUGGUGGACCAGGUGGUUUUUGUGAUGUGUGA
Molecule: messenger RNA, 1074 nt
Organism: Eutrema salsugineum
Lineage: Eukaryota; Viridiplantae; Streptophyta; Magnoliopsida; Brassicales; Brassicaceae
Exons: 7
Coding region: 1-1074 (357 amino acids)
Source: RefSeq, a predicted model, not a curated record